UUGUAGCUUUAAUAACAUUUGCUGUCUUCAUUCUUGUACAUCCAGCGUUUAGCUGCUAACGGCAAGGGUUAUGAAAUGUAAUAUAAAACAGUCUGUCUGAACAUGGCUGACACAUAACCUGCAGAAAAGUAGCAGCAGUAGUGGGCAGUGAGUUUCGGGGAUAAUGGACUCCUGGACCCCGAACCCCCGAGCCAAGCCCUUCAUCCCUCGACAGCAGCGCAGCCUCUACCUUACCUGGAAAUACAAAUUCACCAACAAACGAGCUCUCCGCCGAAUUUGCCAGGGCGGUGCAGUCCUAUUCUUGUUCAUUACUGUAAUUGUGAACAUCAAACUUAUUCUGGAAACGAGGAGAGCAGCGAGCGAAGAAGAUCCUGCUCCAGAUUACGAUGAUGCCUUGGCCAACAUGGAAACGCCGCGAAGACCGGCCAGCGGACGCAAGGUGUUGGACAUCGAGGUGUACUCCAGUCGCUCAAAGGUGUACGUGGCAGUGGACGGUACCACAGUAUUGGAGGACGAGAUGCGGGAGCAGGGAAGAGGCAUACAUGUCAUCGUGCUUAAUCAGGCUACUGGCCAUGUAAUGGCUAAGCGAGUGUUUGAUACCUACUCACCCCAUGAGGAUGAAGCUAUGAUCCUCUUUCUCAACAUGGUCACUCGUGGCAGAGUCCUAAUCUUCACCAUUAAGGAUGAGGGAACCUUCCAUUUGAAAGAUGCUGCCAAGAACUUGUUGAAGGGACUGGGCAGUCAAGUGGCUGCUACUCUUAGCUGGAGAGACAUGUGGACUCUGGUUGUGAAAAAAGGAGGUCAGGUGUAUGGGGAGAAACACUCAAAAUCACCUGCUCUCUCCACCUGGGGAGAUCCUGUGCUGCUGAAGACUGAGGUUCAGCUCACAGCAGCUGAAGAGGCAGAGUGCCACUGGGCAGACACAGAGCUGAACCGAAGGAGGAAACUCUUCUGCAGUAAAGUGGAGGGUUAUGGCAGCAUCUGCAGUUGCAAGGAUCCAGCACCAAUAGAGUUCAACCCAGAGCCACUUCCCAACAAUAAUGUCUACAACAUCCCAGUUGCUGUCAUCGCAGGGAAUAGACCAAACUAUCUCUACAGAAUGCUGCGCUCCCUGCUGUCCUCCCAUGGUGUGAACCCACAAAUGAUCACUGUUUUUAUUGAUGGUUAUUAUGAGGAGCCUAUGGAUGUGGUGGAGUUGUUCGGGCUUAAAGGAGUUCAGCACACACCCAUUAGCAUUAAAAAUGCCCGCGUGUCCCAGCACUACAAAGCCAGUUUAACUGCAACUUUCAAUCUCCAUCCGGAUGCAAACUUUGCCGUUGUCCUGGAGGAAGAUCUGGAUAUUUCCAUCGAUUUCUACAGUUUUCUCAGUCAGACCAUUCAUUUGCUUAAUGAAGAUGAGAGCAUUUAUUGCAUAUCGGCCUGGAACGAUCAGGGUUAUGAGCACACAGCAGAGGACCCGUCACUGCUUUACAGGGUGGAGAGUAUGCCCGGCCUGGGCUGGGUGCUCAAAAAGAGCCUCUACAAGGAUGAACUAGAACCCAAAUGGCCCACUCCUGAGAAGUUGUGGGACUGGGAUAUGUGGAUGCGCAUGCCAGAGCAGAGGAAGGGAAGAGAGUGCAUAAUUCCCGAUGUCUCCCGCUCCUAUCACUUUGGCAUCGUUGGCCUCAACAUGAACGGUUACUUCCAUGAAGUAUACUUUAAGAAGCAUAAGUUUAACACCGUCCCAAAUGUUCAGUUGAAAAAUGUUAAUAGCUUGACGAAAGAUGCCUAUGAAGUAGAGAUCCAGAAUCUGUUACGUGAGGCAGAAGUUCUAGAUCACGGCAAGAACCCAUGUGAAGACUCGUUCAUCCCAGACACAGAAGGAAAGACCUACGUCAUGUUCAUCAAGAUGGAGCAGGAGACGGACACGAGCACCUGGACUGAACUGGCCAAGUGCCUGCAUGUGUGGGACCUAGACGUGCGAGGCUAUCACAGAGGCCUCUGGAGGCUCUUCAGAAAGAAAAACCAUGUCCUUGUUGUAGCUGUUCCAAUCUCGCCUUACUCCACUCGGAAGCCUGCCCAUGUUACCCCUAUUCACCUGGAGCCUCCACCUAAAGACGAGGCAGCCCCUGUGGAGCAGAUGUAGAGCAGCUGCAGUUGAACAGGUCUCAUUAAACAAAGGGUCCCACUUGCACUAGGCCUGCGCUGAGAGAACCUUCUGCCUUCAGGCCACAGCGUAAGCUGCUACAGCUGCUACAGCUUCUCUACCGGAGCAUCCUCUGAUACAUGCUGCCUGUGUCGACUAGAAGCUCUUGCGUUAUGUGAGUGAGGAAAAUGCAAAUGGUGAGUAGAGUAGUUCUUCCAGUCUAAUGGGAAAAUGGCAAUGCUCUUUCUGAAAGAAGCAUGUCAUCUGAUGAAGUAAUGGUUAAAAGGGAUGUUUUACUUGUUAGAAUAGUUAUGAAUAGGAAAAGUGGACAAGAAAGGAUGCAGUGAAUCUGAUUUUUAAACACUACUGAAUGCUUUUGGUUGUACUGUAUAUACAUUUUAACUUAUGUCUAUUUAUUUUGGCAGUAUCAAGCUAGUUGAGGUUGUUAGCAACAUUUAAGAGUGGUGUUUAUAGGGCUACGUGUAGCCUUCAUGAGUCCUUCAUGAUAACUGACCUGCAUAAAUUCUCAAAUGCUAAAAAGGGAUCAGCUAUUUGUAAAUACCAUAAGCUAUUUCUAUAAUAAGCCAUAAGCUAUGUCUAUUUAAUGGCUAAUUAUGCCAAUCUUGAUAUGAAGUUGACAUCUUGACGUCAGGUGACAUUGUGUAAUGACACGAUCCAGGCUAAUGACUUCAUAGCUUGGAGUACUCUUUGUAUGUCACAGCCCCAUAACAGUGAUUCACUCAUCAACUAUCAAAGAAAAUGCACAUAAAUCUGACAUUAUUGCCAUAGGCAUUCAUAAAACUCUUAGAAGCUGAAUUAUGAGAUUCAAGCUAUGUUACAUCAUCACCAUUCUGUCACUCUGACAUAUCGGAAGUACAUCGAGCUAACAGGUGUCGUUAUGUCAACAAAUAUGUCGCUUGUCUUUGAGGAAAAAUUGAAGAAAGCUCUCUUUAUGACAGUUGAUGCCUGUCGAAUUAUAUAUGUAUGUAGGGUUGUCAUGAAGCACCUGUGGAGGUGUUAUGUAGCCCUGUGAACAGCACCCUAAAAUAAAGUGUUGCGAGUUUUAUCUUUUGGUCAGUGAAAUCAUUACACUUAAUUCUAGCAGUGUUUUGAAUAAAAAGUUUUAUAGGCAUAUAUUUUUACAACAAAAAGUUCAUAUUUUUGAUCGUACAUUUCAGAUGAGAGUUGGUUGUGUGUUUUUAUUUAUUAAUCACCUGAGGUUGAUUAUUGGUAGAGAGAAUGUCUGGUACACAUCAUUGCCCGAGGUGGAGUUUUCUAGUUCAAGGCUGUACCACGAUGCCUUCAUCUAGCAGACUGGAGAAUUGGCAGGUCUUUGUAUUGAUGUUGUAGCCAUAGGCGUUUUUUACAGGCUGAAAGAAGUUCAAGGAUGUCUUGAAAACAUCACCUCUACAUGAUCUGGAAUCGAACAUGAUUGCAUUAGUCAGAGGUCACUUGAGGUCGUGUUAUGGUUUUGACGCGUUCAGCUUUACUGUAGGUCUGCACAACACUAUACACUGAUAAAAUCUUAUCAUUUCAGGCGCAAUUCUUUCAUUGGUUUAUCUGUAUUGUGACAUUUAUUUUAUUAUAUUAAUGUACGUGACUUGUAUAAUGUUUUCAAAUCAUUUCAUGACUGGAUUUUUGGCAAUAUGAAUCUUAAUGGUACAACCGGAAGUAUUGAAUUUACCACUUAAUAUUAGUUUGCAAAGAAUGUGCAAUAGGUUUGGUUUCAAACGGAUUUAUUGGAAGUUCAUUGGAGAUACCACUACUGCUCAAGUCCUUUAAACAUUUCCCUCUUGAUUUUUCUAUACUGAAUUUUGUUUUGUAUUUUGCUGUUUUUUUUUUUAUAAUAAAAUUAAACAUUUGUAAGCUUU
Messenger RNA from Ictalurus punctatus (channel catfish), 3996 nucleotides. It is a transcript of the gene pomgnt1, whose product is annotated as protein O-linked mannose N-acetylglucosaminyltransferase 1 (beta 1,2-). The coding region runs from base 164 to 2125 and encodes 653 amino acids. Gene Ontology annotation, biological process: protein O-linked glycosylation via N-acetylgalactosamine. Gene Ontology annotation, molecular function: beta-1,3-galactosyl-O-glycosyl-glycoprotein beta-1,3-N-acetylglucosaminyltransferase activity. Gene Ontology annotation, cellular component: Golgi membrane. The record is from RefSeq and is a predicted model, not a curated record. The transcript is spliced from 22 exons. Lineage: Eukaryota; Metazoa; Chordata; Actinopteri; Siluriformes; Ictaluridae.